GUUGCUGCUAAUCUUUGGAGAAUAAACUCAGCAGAAACAACGGCGUUAUUCCCCAUUUUGUAUGGAAUUGCCACAGAUCAGCAGAUCCACAAAUCCCCCGAAAGGGGCAUAAAUAGCUCUCAGGCAGCCGCUGGACCGCUUGACCACUUGCAAACGCUCCAGCACCCACGGCCCAGGAAAAACAACACCAGGAAUAAUGACAGAGCAAUACAGCCCUCCAGAAGAAAUGGCAACUCCAGAGAGUCCAGAUGAGACAGGGCCCAAUUAUAAGGUGACUCUUUAUGAGCUGGAGAAUUUCCAAGGCCGGAAAUGGGAGCUGACGGAUGAGAGUCCCAACGUAACGGAGAAGGCGAUCGACAAAGUGGGCUCCAUCCAUGUCGAAGCUGGACCGUGGGUGGGAUUUGAGCGCCAGGCGUUUGGGGGAGCGCAGUUUGUGCUGGAGGUGGGGGCGUUCCCACGCUGGGACUCCUGGUCCAAUGGACACGCCGGAGGAGGCACACUCCUCUCCAUCCGACCGCUCCUCAUUGAUGGGGCAGACCACAAGAUCCACCUGUUUGAGGGGGCGGGGUACGGCGGGCGGAAGAUGGAGAUUGUGGAGGACGACGUUCCCAGCCUCUGGGCACAUGGAUUCCAUGACCGCGUUGCCAGCGUCAAGGCCCUACAUGGCAUCUGGGUAGGCUAUGAGUUCCCUGGCUACCGUGGGCGGCAGUACGUCUUUGAGAAGGGCGAGUACCGCCAUUGGAAUGAGUGGGAUGCCAGCCAGCCCUUGAUGCAGUCCAUGCGCCGUGUGCGAGACAAGCAGUGGCACAAGCGCGGCUGUUUCGAGGAGAGCUAGGAAACCCACACCACUGAAGUCCAAGAAAUAUUAUAUCAAUCAUUAUCAUUAUCAUCAUAUCCAAAAAGGAAGACAACUAUCUGCCUGCUUUCGAUCGGAAGGGUGGUGCUUUUCCUUUUGUCACCUGUGUAUACAUAAUAAGGAAUAACUAUUAGUAGUAAUAAUCAACCUAUUAACACUCUCAAUAAA
Anolis sagrei ordinatus is the source of this 1024-nucleotide messenger RNA. Its product is annotated as beta-crystallin B3-like. Lineage: Eukaryota; Metazoa; Chordata; Lepidosauria; Squamata; Anolidae. Gene Ontology annotation, molecular function: structural constituent of eye lens. The record is from RefSeq and is a predicted model, not a curated record. Gene Ontology annotation, biological process: lens development in camera-type eye; visual perception.